This is a messenger RNA of Paramormyrops kingsleyae, 794 nucleotides long. The record is from RefSeq and is a predicted model, not a curated record. NCBI's taxonomy places the organism in Eukaryota, Metazoa, Chordata, Actinopteri, Osteoglossiformes, Mormyridae.
CAGCUUGAGGAAGUUCGAUUCGCUGACUGAGCUGGGUUGUGAGAGAGUUGGACGAAGAGGAAUUACUCAGAAGGCACAAAACAUCACAGAUAAAACAGAAAAAAAAGUUCACGCUAACUAAUCAGGCGAAGCCGUAAAAGAGAAAUUUCCAUUAAAUCUAAGACCGAAAGCUGCAGACAUGAAUGAACAGCAGCUGGACUGUGCCCUUGAUCUGAUGAGGCGUCUGCCACCCCAGCAGAUUGAAAAGAACCUCAGUGAUCUCAUCGACCUAGUUCCCAGUCUUUGUGAAGACCUGCUGUCCUCUGUGGACCAGCCACUGAAGAUUGCCCGUGACAAAGCUGUGGGCAAGGACUACCUGCUGUGUGACUAUAACCGUGAUGGUGACUCCUAUAGGUCACCGUGGAGUAACAAGUAUGAGCCGCCCAUAGAUGAUGGUGCUAUGCCUUCUGCCCGCCUCCGCAAGCUGGAAGUGGAGGCUAAUAAUGCAUUUGACCAGUACAGAGAUCUGUACUUUGAAGGAGGGGUGUCGUCAGUGUACCUGUGGGACUUGGAUCAUGGCUUUGCGGGGGUCAUCCUCAUCAAGAAGGCGGGGGAUGGCUCUAAGAAGAUCAAGGGCUGCUGGGACUCCAUCCAUGUGGUCGAAGUGCAGGAGAAAUCCAGUGGACGUACAGCUCACUACAAACUGACCUCCACUGUCAUGCUCUGGCUACAAACCACCAAGACAGGAUCCGGCACCAUGAACCUUGGGGGCAGCCUGACUCGACAGGUGAUGUAACUGUAGGCAGCCACUUUAG